Scomber scombrus (Atlantic mackerel) is the source of this 2181-nucleotide messenger RNA. It is a transcript of the gene stx2b, whose product is annotated as syntaxin 2b. Gene Ontology annotation, biological process: synaptic vesicle fusion to presynaptic active zone membrane; intracellular protein transport; exocytosis. The record is from RefSeq and is a predicted model, not a curated record. Gene Ontology annotation, molecular function: SNARE binding; SNAP receptor activity. Bases 235 to 1098 code for a protein of 287 amino acids. NCBI's taxonomy places the organism in Eukaryota, Metazoa, Chordata, Actinopteri, Scombriformes, Scombridae. Gene Ontology annotation, cellular component: plasma membrane; presynaptic active zone membrane; endomembrane system. The transcript has 10 exons.
AUUUUGUCGAACCUUUACUUUAAAACUUUUAGAGCACCUGAACGCGCUUUCUAUUUCUAGGACCCGUCUAAAUAACGUUGUGCAUGUAGGCCUGCUGUGUUUGUUUCCAACCAUCCGGACCUCAGUCCACAGCUAGGUGGUUCAAUGUUACACCACAUAUGGAGACUAACCACAGGAUGACCCAGCGGGUGUUUUACUAGAAUUAUCUGUCCAGAAGACGAACUGAUCGGUGUGAUGAAGGAUCGACUGGCUGAACUGAGCGCUGGCAAAACACAAGUAGAGGAGGAUGUUGCAGUCGCAGUGGACAGAGAUGGCUUCAUGGAGAGCUUUUUCAGAAGGGUGGAAGAAGUUCGAGGGCUCAUUGAUAAGAUCUCCUACCAAGUGGAAGAGGUGAGGAAGAUGCACAGCAUGAUCCUGUCUGCACCCAACCCAGAUGACAGAACAAAGGAUCAGCUUGAUGCAUUGACCAACGAUAUCAAAGGGAAUGCCAAUGUGGUGCGAACGAAGCUAAAAUCCAUGGAGCAAAAUAUGCCCAAAGAUGACACAGCUAACAGAUUUUCUGUUGACUUCAGGAUCCAGAAAACACAGCACACAGUGCUGGCCAGGAAGUUUGUUGAGGUCAUGACCCAGUACAAUGAGACGCAAGUGUCCUUUCGGGAAAGAAGCAAAGGAAGGAUCCAGAGACAGCUGGAGAUAACUGGAAGAGUGACCACCAAUGAAGAACUUGAAGACAUGCUAGAAAGUGGAAAUCCAUCAAUCUUCACAUCUGAUAUCAUUUCUGACUCUCAGAUCACGCGUCAGGCCUUAAAUGAGAUAGAAUCAAGACACCAGGACAUUAUCCGCCUGGAGUCGAGCAUCAGAGAGCUUCAUGCCAUGUUCAUGGACAUGGCAAUGCUGGUUGAGACUCAGGGAGACAUGGUCAACAACAUUGAAAACAAUGUUUCCAAUGCAACUGAAUUCAUUUGUCGGGCUAAAGAAGAGACCAAAAAGGCAGUGAGAUACCAGAAAAAAUCCCGAAGGAAACUUCUCUUCCUUACCAUGUGUGGGGCUGCAGGGUUACUCCUUUUACUCAUCAUAAUAGUUGGAGUCUUUGAAUGAUAGAUUUCAUGGUUCACAGACUCACAGCAGUCAGCUGUUCCUGUAGUGAUGAAGCCUGCACCGGCUCCAUAAUAAGUCUGUCAUUCACUAUCCAACAGCAUUACAGAGAGGAUCUCUUAACCAAAGUGAGGUAUUUGUGUGAUCCACUUUGUACCAGUAACAUCAGACCUCAUGAUACACUGUUCUGGAGCAAUUCUGUACCGCUAUAAUAAAAUGUCUUGUCAGCACAUAUCCCUCUCUGUCAGUGGCGAUAUAAUGAACACAGACAGCACAUCAGAUAUAUACACUGGUGCACAUUCUGUAUUGCGGCCAUUUUCUUGUGUUGGAUAUCAAUUUCAGACAUUUCUUGGUCCAAUGACUUGAAAGUAAUUGUUUGAUGUUUUGGGAAAUAUGCUUAUACUACUUGCAGAUAUUUAUCUGAGAAGAUUGAUACCACUCUUAGUGCUAGUGGUAUAACUCUUGGAAAUGAGGCGAAUAAGUGUACUUACCAAUCAUGUUGAACUAUUCCUGUAAUAUUCAAAUGUUUAUGUAGUAAUUGUAAUUCUAUAAAUUAUAAUAUAAUUUGUUUUACAUGUUCAAGUGUGUGUUCCAUAUGUUAUACAUGUGAAUUGAAUGUAAAAGUACUACAGCUCAGGACUACAUUAGGAAUAGUAAAAUGUAAAAAGGAAAAAGAAAAGAAAAAAAACAAUUAUAUUCACUGUAAUAUUUUCCAGUUAAUUGUUUCUCAAUCAGAAGAAAAAAUCCCAAUCAAUCAAAUGUGAUUCAUCACUUUAUUCAAUACCACGAAACCAGCUGGUAUUGCACAUUCAGAAUGUUUUUUUACACUAAACCAUACCUGCCUUCUUGACCUUUAAUAUGAAUCCGUAACUUAUUCAAUUGUAUUUAUUUAUCAGUGUGUGUGAUGAUUGAAAUAUUCGUUGUGAAAAAUGUCAUGCUGUAAAGUAGGCUUCUGGAUGACGUUAUUUCAAGAGCACACAUUUUCAUUUUGAUAUAUUUGUUUCUUUUUUUUAAUUCAUUUAAGUUAUAUCUUGUAUUUUAUAUUAAAGCUGAAUAAUGAAAUCAUGUAAUUUCAAAAAAUAAAAA